UCCGCCGAUCUUUCGCCUCCCCUACCGUUCGCAUUUCUAUAUUACAUCAUCAGGCGCAGUUCUCUUGUUGGUCUAGGGUUCCCGGCUUCCCUUGCCCCGCCAUAAGUUACAACUUAUCAGAUCACCGAUGAGGGAGAAUAACGUCUGUUGACAUGAAUUUUGAGCGGAAGGAGCUGUCUCAAUACCUUGUGAACAACCUCAGACCCUUGACUGCCGCAGACCCUAAAAUUCUUGCUGAUUAUGUCUUGGCAUUGUUGAAAAAUGACGUACCCGCAGGAGAGUUGCAAAAGCUGUGCGCUGAUCGCCUGGAGGUUUUUCUUGGCCACAGUUCUAUGUCUUUUACCACAAAGUUGUUUGAAGCCCUAGAAGAGGGAUCUUUCCAAAGCACUGAUGUAAACUUGGAUGUCAUGAAAAUUUCUGAGCCAUCUAUGUCUAAUGCUGCAGUGGAGUCUCUGGAUUUAAAAAGCUUGUUAUCAAAGGAAGACAACCUGUCUUCUUCUUCUGAACCUGUCAGUGAUCCCGAAGACAAAGAAAACAGUGAUGAUGAUGCUGACCGCAACCAUAAACAUCGUAAGCGGGAUGCUCGUGAGAAUUCUUUUGAUAAUGCUGUUCAGGAACAACCUAUUAGGAGGCUCGGCAGAAAGAGAGGCCGGAACCAGGAAAGUGGGCAAUUCUAUUUGGAAACAGGGGUUCAACCACAUGAAAUUCAUAAGGAAUAUGGUUCCUCUACAGAUAGGGAUGUUCUUAAUAGAUUAGAUAAACGAAAUUUUGGCAUUUCACCCUCUGCACGUUUUUCAUCAGAUUUAAACUCAAGAUCAAGAUUAAACACACCCUUUCGAACUGAUCCUGGACUUCGUCUUGAUUUGUCUACUUCUGUAGGCCGAGCCUCUCUUGGACGUGGAAGAGGAAGAAAUUUGGCUGCAUGGAGUCAACCUGAUUCAAGAUUUAACUCACUGGACCCGCUUGAUUUUACUUCACACAUGGCUUCUCAGAGACCGGUUCAUCCUGGUCUUUUUGUUGGCCCGGGCCUACAGGGUGCCGUAAGUUCACAGAAUGCAUCCUGGGGUGCAUUUGGAUUCAUUCAUGGGAUUUCUAAUGGUAUCAUGGACCCACUUCAUCCAUUAGGUUUGCAGACAACUCUUCGGCCUACUAUUAAUCCUAUGAACCUUGGCAUUCCCAGACAACGAUGUAGAGAUUUUGAGGAACGGGGAUUUUGCCUGAGAGGUGACAUGUGCCCGAUGGAGCAUGGUGUAAAUCGGAUUGUUGUUGAAGAUGUUCAGAGCCUAUCUCAAUUCAAUCUUCCAGUUUCUAUAACUAAUUCACAUGUAGUCGGAGCACAAGUUGGUACAGGUCCCUUACAUCCUGUUCCUGCAUCUCAAGCUCUCAUGGUAAACAAAAACAUGCCUUCUAAAAAUAGCAAGUCUACUACAAAUGAGGAUACACUAAAUCUGCAUGGUCCUAACUCUGUUGUGGGAGGUGAAGCAGAUGUAUAUGAUCCUGACCAGCCUUUAUGGAAUAAUAAUACUGAUGCAUCAGCUGCUCUUCUAAGGUUACCUUCCCUAAACACUGAAGAUGAGACUUUAUGGGAGGGUGAUGCUUCUCAUAAGAUUUCACGGUUAUCUGAUGACAAUGAAUGUGAUCUACAUAGCAGAAAUUUAACAGCUAAUAUUGGACCUCAGGGUGCGGGUUUCUCAGUUUGGGGCCGAAUUGGAUCCGGGAGUAAGUCAGAGAUUGGGAUUAAAUUUGAGAAUAACAAUUCAGCUCCAGGACAUAUUGCAAAAGACUCAAGGGAAGGUAAAGAUUCUACCGUUUGUAGUAGUGUUCCUUCAGACCAAAGCAAACUUGUUAGUUCCGGGGAGUUUGGGCCAAAAAUGGUGAUCACUCAACCUGUCUCAGCUCCACGAAGUGAUUUUGAGCGCAAGGGAGGAAGAAUGCAACAGAAAGCCUGCCGAACUCUAUUUGUAUGUGGGAUUCCUCAGAAGAAUAAUAGGCGGGAAGCACUUCUUUCACAUUUUCAAAAGUUUGGCGAGGUCAUUGAUAUAUACAUACCCUUAAACAGUGAAAAAGCUUUUGUGCAGUUCUCCAAAAGAGAAGUAGCAGAAUCAGCUCUAAAAUCUCCAGAUGCUGUGAUGGGUAACCGUUUCAUCAAGCUAUUCUGGGCCAAUCGAGAUAGAAUUUCCGAAGAGGGACAAGGUAGCGGUAAAGGAAAACCUCUGCAAUAUUCUAAGGAGCCAGCCAAUUCUGCUCGAAUGCAGCCUCCAGCUGUUGAACUAAGAAAAGAGACUCCUUCGUUGGCAACUCAUAAGGAAAGCAAUGCAAAGACUGUGGAAGCAUCAGUUUCUUUUGUUGGACCCCAGAAAGGGGUUAUAUUGAAUGGACCAAAAGCAUUGACUUCACCGAAGAAGAAAGUGGAUAAUUUAGAACUUUUGGAGGAACUUCGUAAAAAACAGGUGCUUUUGGCUCAAAAACGAGAUGAAUUCCGCCGGCAGUUGGUUAAAUUUGAAAGACAAACUUCUAUCAAAAAGACUGAUGGAUCAUUGGAGCAGACAGUUAAAAAGCAAAAGACAGGCCUAGGAAAUGGUUCAGCAAAAGCUGUUGAUUCUGUUUCAACGGCUAUUAGCAUUUCAAGUGAAUGCCAGGAUGCUGGAAAAUCUGUAGAACGGAGCAGUUUGGCAGAGGUCCAGGUUUCACCAAGUACGAAAGCAUGUUCAAUUGUAAAACAAACUUCUCGAAUGCCAGUGUCACACCCUAACAGAUUUAAGCUCGAUAACCGUCCUACUUCAUUCAGAGUUUUGCCUCCUUUACCAGCCAAACUUGGGAAUAUUCCAGUUUUGAAGGAUCAUUUUUCAAAAUUUGGCGAUCUUGCUUCUGUUGUUUUUGAAGCCCCAGAGGAAAAUGAAAAUUCAGUCUUAAAAGAGCCAGAAAAAAAAUAUGUUUGCGUUACAUUUCAUACCCGCCAUUCUGCUGAAAGGGCUUAUCAAGCUGGUAAAUAUUGUGAAGGCUGCACUUUGAAGUUUGCCUGGGUGACUGCCUCUUCUGUUGCUGGUAAAGAUCGU
Messenger RNA from Phalaenopsis equestris, 3056 nucleotides. Its product is annotated as zinc finger CCCH domain-containing protein 27. The transcript is spliced from 6 exons. Gene Ontology annotation, cellular component: nucleus. The annotation marks the transcript as partial. NCBI's taxonomy places the organism in Eukaryota, Viridiplantae, Streptophyta, Magnoliopsida, Asparagales, Orchidaceae. Gene Ontology annotation, molecular function: metal ion binding; RNA binding. The record is from RefSeq and is a predicted model, not a curated record.